AUGCGUAGCAAGUUUAAGGACGAGCACCCCUUCGAGAAGCGCAAGGCUGAGGCCGAGCGCAUCUGCCAGAAGUACUCCGAUCGCAUUCCUGUCAUUUGUGAGAAGGUCGAGAAGAGCGAUAUCGCCACCAUCGACAAGAAGAAGUAUCUCGUCCCCUCCGACCUUACCGUCGGCCAGUUUGUCUACGUCAUCCGCAAGCGAAUCAAGCUCUCCCCCGAAAAGGCUAUCUUCAUCUUCGUCGAUGAGGUCCUGCCCCCAACUGCUGCUCUCAUGAGCAGCAUCUACGAAGAGCACAAGGAUGAGGAUGGGUUCCUUUACAUCACUUACUCUGGGGAGAACACAUUUGGGUCCUCUUGA
Clonostachys rhizophaga is the source of this 357-nucleotide messenger RNA. Lineage: Eukaryota; Fungi; Ascomycota; Sordariomycetes; Hypocreales; Bionectriaceae. The record is from the annotation of a GenBank genome assembly.